Messenger RNA from Pipistrellus kuhlii (Kuhl's pipistrelle), 598 nucleotides. RefSeq names its product dynein light chain Tctex-type 2B (gene DYNLT2B). Bases 58 to 498 code for a protein of 146 amino acids. Gene Ontology annotation, biological process: microtubule-based movement. The record is from RefSeq and is a predicted model, not a curated record. Gene Ontology annotation, molecular function: dynein intermediate chain binding. NCBI's taxonomy places the organism in Eukaryota, Metazoa, Chordata, Mammalia, Chiroptera, Vespertilionidae. Gene Ontology annotation, cellular component: cytoplasm; cytoplasmic dynein complex. The transcript has 5 exons.
CCGCGGGCAGCAGUUCCUUCCUCAUCGCGACAGCCGGCGGGCCCAGGAGUCCCGGCCAUGGCUUCGGGGAGGGGCGCGUCCUUGUCCAUGUCCAUGUCCGUGACGGACGGGACGCUGGACACUGACAAGAUCUCUGGGAAGCCCGAGAACACCUACAUCCUGCGGCCCGUGUUCCAGCAAAGGUUCAGACCCUCUGUGGUUAAAGAAUGCAUCCAUGCGGUGCUCAAGGAGGAGCUGGCGACCGCCGAGUACUCUCCGGAGGAAACACCUUCGCUCACAAAGCGCCUGUCAGAAACGAUUAAAGAUAAGUUAAAAACCAUGGGAUUUGAUCGGUAUAAAAUGGUGGUGCAAGUAGUUAUUGGAGAACAAAGAGGUGAAGGAGUAUUCAUGGCUGCCCGCUGUUUCUGGGAUGCUGACACUGACAACUACACUCAAGAUGUUUUUAUGAAUGACAGUUUAUUCUGUGUUGCAGCAGCAUUCGGCUGUUUCUACUAUUGAAAAUUUGAAAGCUGGGAAAAGGUAUGACUAUGAAGAAAUAUGAACUUUUUUAUAUUGUUAAAUAUUUUGACAAAAUAAAAAUAACUUGGCAGUUUGGCAA